UCCAUAUCAUUGCAAGCGCAAACACUGAAAGAAUAACUGCACCGGGUGAAAUGUCCUUUGCACCCGACAACGGCUGUACACACUGGCUCAGUGAGGAGGAUGACAGCAUAAGUACAAGAUGUGUUUCGGCGUGAGCGGUGGAAGCACUGGGACGCUUAGUUCGGUGUGCGCCAACUUCCCAAGACGGACAUACUCUACGAUACUCGAACAACUCGUGUACGCGUAGUUGUACCUCGCUGAGGAGAUACUCCAUUUGAGAAUUUGACUCAUAUAGUCGCGGCUUUAGACGCAGAAGAAAAUGCCUGUAGCUACUCUGCUGCCUUUUACAGCAACCCCAAGUAGGAAGUCUGUUAGUCCGACCUCCUUCAAACUGACAGAAAAAUUCAUUUUGCUGUUAGUUUUCAGCGCUUUUAUAACACUCUGCUUCGGAGCUAUAUUUUUUUUGCCGGAUUCAUCCAAGCUGCUCAGCGGAGUUUUCUUUCGCUCAACGUCUGUGGAGACCGACGCUCGAACAGAUGCGGAUAGCGAGUCCAGCAUCGGGACGGGAAAAGAUGAGAAAAUGCUGGCUAAAAUAAGGAAAGAUCACGAGAUGGCACUGCUGGAAGCGAAAGACACGCUCCAGAAACCGCCGCACCUAAUAAAGCAAGACAUUAAAAGCGAGAAGGAAAAAGUUUUCAAAGAAAACGGCCUGGGUAAAGACGCUGGAAAGGAUGACGUUCUGCCGGUUAUCGAGUACGCACGGCCACCUGGAGCAACAGGGCACGAACCACUAGACCCGGAAACCAAGGAGAAGAGAGCAAAGAUUAAACAGAUGAUGCAGUUUGCCUGGGACAAUUACAAGCGCUACGCCUGGGGUGCCAACGAACUGCGGCCCGUGUCCAAGCAGGGCCACUCCAGUAAUCUGUUUGGCAGCCUGAAAGGAGCGACCAUCGUGGACGCGCUGGACACGCUCUACAUCAUGGAGAUGUAUGAUGACUUUGAAGCCGCCACUGAGUGGGUGGAGAAGAAUCUUGACUUUAAUAUGAACGCCGAAAUCUCAGUCUUUGAAGUGAACAUCCGCUUCGUCGGAGGACUGCUGUCCGCCUAUUAUCUCUCCGGCAAAGAGGUGUUUAGGAGGAAAGCUAUAGAGCUGGGAGAGAAGUUGUUGCCUGCGUUUAAAACCCCCACUGGUAUACCCUGGGCUCUUCUCAACCUUAAGAGCGGCAUAGGCCGCAACUGGCCAUGGGCGUCGGGCGGCAGCAGCAUCCUGGCAGAGUACGGCACGCUGCACCUGGAGUUCAUGCACCUCGGCCGCUUGUCUGGGAAGCCUGUGUUCGCUGAGAAGGUCAUGAACAUCCGAAAGGUGCUGAACCGCUUGGACAAGCCUCAGGGACUGUACCCCAACUAUCUGAACCCCAACAGUGGACAGUGGGGACAACAUCAUGUGUCUGUGGGUGGCUUGGGUGACAGCUUCUACGAGUACCUGCUCAAAGCCUGGCUCAUGUCCGAGAAGAAGGACGAAGAGGGCAAGAGGCUCUACUACGACGCUCUCAAGGCCAUCGAGACAAACCUGAUCCGCAAGUCCAGCGGGGGCCUGACCUACAUCGCCGAGUGGAAGGGAGGCCUCCUGGAGCACAAGAUGGGCCACCUGACCUGCUUUGCUGGGGGGAUGAUCGCGCUGGGGGCCGACGGCGCACCCGACGCCACCACAGGCCACCAGAUGGAGCUGGCUGCCGAGAUCGCACGAACGUGCCACGAGUCCUACGCCCGAACCAAUCUGAAGUUGGGUCCUGAGGCGUUUCGGUUUGAUGGCGGCGUGGAAGCCAUCGCCACUCGGCAGAACGAGAAGUACUUCAUUCUGCGUCCCGAGGUCAUCGAGACCUACAUGUACAUGUGGAGGUUCACCCACGACCCCAAAUACAGGCAGUGGGGCUGGGAGGCCGUGCAGGCUCUAGAGCAACAUUGCCGGGUCGAGGGGGGCUACAGCGGCGUCAGGGACGUCUACGCCAGCACUCCCAGCUAUGACGACGUUCAGCAAAGCUUCUACUUAGCAGAGACUCUCAAGUACCUGUACCUGCUCUUCUCGGACGACGACCACCUGCCGUUUGAGCACUGGGUCUUCAACACAGAGGCCCACCCGCUACCCGUCAUAAAGAAAGAGACGGCGGACAGAUCCAGUCAGCUGUAGGACCCAGAAUCCUUCCCCGGAGCUCGACACCCGCCCUCCGGCGCCAACCAGAGCUGCUGGCUUUCCCCCUUCCUCUGGGCAGGGGCCCCUCCUCCUCCGAAACUGUGACCCGCGCUGUCUGCUGGGGCGGCCUGGCACGGAGCCCUUUCACCCUGACUCAGCGUACUCCCUGGCGUCUUUUAGAGACAACAGGGCGCACCGCGCCGGCCCACCCUCAUCCCCCGUUGUUCGGUCCUACAAGGCCCGACAGGAUGUUCCCUCCUCUGUGAGGAGACCAUUUCCAUGACAUCGCCUAAGAAGCCCCCCUCACACAUACAUACUAAGGGUUUAAAAAAAAAAAAAAAAAAAUCAAAAACGGGCAUACUUCAGUCAGUGGCUGUCAUUCGUGUGUCUGUCUGCGCACGCGGGUAUGUGCGUGCGUUUGUGUGUGUGUGUGUGUGUUUUAAACAUUUGAUUAUAGAAGUCCAUUGGAUUUGUAUCCAUGGUGUCGUACUCUUGGAUCAUUCGUAUAAGUGUCGUGCUCUUUCUUUUGCUCUUUUUCUUUGAGUCACCCUGUAAGGUAGUGAUUUGAAGUUAACUAGUGCCUUUUUUAGCUUUAAGGUGAGCAGUCGUUCAAGCGGCGAGGGUCACCUCCGCUUCUGCUCGGGUCCUUCUUGCUUUUUCUUCUUUUUCCGAGGCCAAGGGAGGGACAGCCUUGUUUUCCUCGGCGACGGCCACCUCUGUGGUCUGGUGGGAGUCCUGCCGAGGAGCCGUCUCGCACCGCGAGGUGUGGGAUGUCCUAGCCCUGCACCGCGAGACGUGCGAGCUCCUACACUCGAUCUCUCGCGGCGCAGGACUAGAAGGGCUGUAGGAGCCCCAGCUGCCUCGCUGGGCUAGCACGGGUGUUAGAAGUACCUCUCUCAGAACAACGCGCCGUUUGCUCGCCCUCCUGCGUACGUCAGUGCUUCCGGUUUCUUCUCUGCCGUGACAGCAUCUUACUUUCCGACGACACAGACAAGACGUGUACAUUUGUUGAUCGUUUACUCAUUCAGGUGUGGCGGGGAUGUUUGUCGUUUACAUGGUAUAAAAAAAAAAAAAUCAAAGAAAAAGAAAAAAAAAACAUAUUUUGUGUUAAUUUAUUACUGAAGACAUAGGACUUAUUCUUUUUUCGGGGCCAGUUUGUUUUUUUGGGUUUUUGCCUAGUUGGCACACUGGUGAAGUGACUAUCAAAAGGGCAAUGAUCAGUAAGCAGGAGUCAGGGAGCAGAGGACCAUGUCAAUCAAACAGAGCGAACUAUGAUGUAUGAAUGUACCACCAAAUGUGAACAUUUGUGUCAUUGUGUUUUUUGCUAGUUUAUUCUUCCUUUCUUAAAAGCACAACAUUCUGGGUUAAGGUAAUGAUUGGGUUGCUUGCUGGAGCCGCAGUGGGUGGAAACAAAGGAAGCACAAUUAAAGAAUCAGAGAAUCGCAAGGAUGCAAGAAAACAAAAUGGGAUUCAGGCACGCUUGGAUAUAGAACACUGGAUAAAACAUGCCUGCUCUCUCACACAGUUCCCUGUGUGUGUGUGUGCGCGUGGGGGGGGGGGGGGGGUGGUUAUAUACGUGAGUAGGUUGUGUAAAGGACCGACUGUGGUCUUCCUCUGGGCACAGUUGCUGUUCCAUAACUACACUGGGAAAACUCCACAAUAGACACCCCUUUGUCCUGCCUCCCGCAAGGUCUUUGUCUUUUACUUCUGGGACAGAACAGAACUAAACUGCUGAAGUAGAUCCAAAGAGCUGCAGUUCCGAAACAUGGAGACCAAAGGGAAACCCUUGCACCAUUUGUUACAGGAUUUGCAACUAACGACCCUCUCAGCAACUCUUCUGUAAAACGCUAACAGCUUCAGUGCUGCUUCCUGUAUUAUUCUGCGUCAGUGGACAGCAUGAGCGUGGCUCCCAGUCGCUCGCCCAAUCAAUAUAAUAUGAACAUGUCAGAAACUGUGGCGAUCGAACGUUGCCAUUCGGAGCCUAAUUCCCAGCCCUUCAUUUGACACUGUGACAUGUUGUGGAUAUGACAUUUGAAUUUUAAUGUACUCGUACUGAAAAUCUCACUGCCGUUCAGCAGUGCAGCUCGUCCCCUUUGUGUUCACGGCAGGCUUGCCGGCGUAACUCCCAGACUGGCGAGGUCGCUGGGGAUGAUGUCUGAGAAAUUGCAGCCUGAGGCAUCUUUCCUUGCAUCUCGUUUCAAAAGCCAGAUUAGACUGUGCUGUUCAGGUGUUUUUUAGUUUUUGUCUGUCUGUUUGUUUGUUUGUUUGUUUUCUUUUAGGUUUCGGGGCAAGUUUUGGCAGAAAUAUUGUGUUGACUAUUCUAUGAGGUUUUUUGUGAUUUUGUUUUUGGUUUGUUGCAGGGGGGGGUGGUUUCCCUCCUGUUUUGUGAUACAAUCUCAGAAAUGUAACUAAUAUUGCUGAUAAUCAUUCCAUUGCAAAUAGCAAUUUGUUUUUCC
Messenger RNA from Electrophorus electricus (electric eel), 4626 nucleotides. RefSeq names its product mannosidase, alpha, class 1A, member 1 (gene man1a1). Gene Ontology annotation, biological process: carbohydrate metabolic process; mannose trimming involved in glycoprotein ERAD pathway. Gene Ontology annotation, molecular function: calcium ion binding; mannosyl-oligosaccharide 1,2-alpha-mannosidase activity. The record is from RefSeq and is a predicted model, not a curated record. NCBI's taxonomy places the organism in Eukaryota, Metazoa, Chordata, Actinopteri, Gymnotiformes, Gymnotidae. Gene Ontology annotation, cellular component: endoplasmic reticulum; Golgi membrane; extracellular exosome.